AUCAACUGUAGUUUGCUAAAAUAUUUAAAAACAAAGCAACCUCUGGAAAAAGAAAUAAUUAAAAAAAAAAAUUCUCAUAAUCAAUUGAAAUUUGUUUUGGAAGAGAGGCACACGGUAUAAUUAAACAAAUUACAACAUAAAAAUGAAAUUAAUUAGCAUAUUAAUAUUUGUAAGCAUAGUUUGCAUACACCAAAUAUGUGGUCAUAAGAUUCAUAAAAGGCAAUUGGACAUCUCAAACAAGGAACUAAACACUAAGGUUUUGCUGAAUGCAACAAACCUUGAGGCUCCAAAAUCCCCAAAAACAACAACAACUUUAGGCGAAAGGCUCCCAGAACAGACAACAAUAGCAGUGAAUUCAAUGACACAGAAUUGGAGUUUAAUUCCCUUAACAGAAGCACCUGAAAUAUUAUCUCAUCCAUUCGUUGAAGAAACUGAUCAAUCCAACGAGUCUGAUCUCAAAGAUGAAGAAAACCUUCAAACUGAAAAUCCUCAAGAACUCAACGACACAAAUUCAUCUAAACCUGCAGAAACCAUGUCCAUCUUGAAUAUUAUCAGCAAGCCCGUACAAAUUGUAAAAGAAGAUUGCACAUGUUUCUCAAUUCAUCAUCCCUCGCCAAACACACUCAAAACUACCCAGAAGUUCGAAAACUCUACAACAUCAAUUUCAUCCGAAAUCGAAUCAGAAUAUGGUGUUUUAUUCGAAUUUGCACCAGCAGGUGUCUUGCCAAAAGUUAAUGAAACCCUAAACAAUAAAACUUCUCAAGAGAUUGCACUUAAUGAGGAAACAACCUUUUUCGAAGAAUUCAUACCAUUUAUAUCAUUUCAAUCUUUGUUUAGCAAAAUAAUGCCUCAAGACACUAUUAUAAUUCAAGCUGAAUCUUCUGGAGUAGAACCAUUGAAAUUGGACCCGAAAUCAGGAGCAGACUCAAUCAAAAAUGUAACUGAUCCAAUAAAAAUACAAGAAAAUACAACUUCCACUCAGAAAAGUAAUGAAACCGAAAAAUUUAAUGAGAAAAAAACGAUUUUAGCUUGAAGAUUUCUUAAACUAUUUGAAAAUAUUUUAUUUUUAAUUUUAUUUGUUUAAUGUAGUUUGGAAUGGAUUCAUUUAUUUGAAAACAAAUGCAAUCCACAUAGAUUCCACAACUUUCAUUCUUAUUGUGAAUUUUUGUUUGUUUUUUAAUAAAUUUUUGGAAAUUUUCAGUGGAAAA
Messenger RNA from Eupeodes corollae, 1208 nucleotides. RefSeq lists its product as uncharacterized. NCBI's taxonomy places the organism in Eukaryota, Metazoa, Arthropoda, Insecta, Diptera, Syrphidae. The record is from RefSeq and is a predicted model, not a curated record. The coding region runs from base 143 to 1033 and encodes 296 amino acids. The transcript is spliced from 3 exons.